Messenger RNA from Branchiostoma belcheri (Belcher's lancelet), 12436 nucleotides. Its product is annotated as phthiocerol synthesis polyketide synthase type I PpsC-like. The transcript is spliced from 6 exons. The record is from RefSeq and is a predicted model, not a curated record. NCBI's taxonomy places the organism in Eukaryota, Metazoa, Chordata, Leptocardii, Amphioxiformes, Branchiostomatidae. Gene Ontology annotation, molecular function: fatty acid synthase activity; phosphopantetheine binding; 3-oxoacyl-[acyl-carrier-protein] synthase activity. Gene Ontology annotation, biological process: fatty acid biosynthetic process. Bases 505 to 11010 code for a protein of 3501 amino acids.
GUGUCUUUCUUUCACACCUGAAUGCCUAUGUAGGUCACCUUUCUGCAUUCUGAAGCUGUAAAGCCUCCAAUAUUUUGUGUUUCGUAACAACUCCUCCUCCAGACUCCGCCCUCACCUGGCAGUGCCCCUUGGCAACCAAUAGAGACACAGUCGUGGUUUCAUAACACAGUUUAUAAACUAACGAGAUCAUGUCUUUUUUCACCGAAGGGGUGGAGACCAAGACCUGAUUGGCUAACACGCCUUCAAUAGCAGAACUCUAUUGACAUGCCCUUCAAGGUAAUGCCUUAUAAAUAGCAGAACAUUUUCGCGGGUAUACCUAGUGGUUCCCAAAGAUACGAACGCCCCGAUCGGUUAAACCAUAAGACGGAACCACUUUUGGUGUUGAGAUCGACAGACCUCGACUCAACCGUACACACUGACACAUCGACUCUUUGUAGAACCGGUUUUGUCUGUGUAUUUUUUUUCGAUGACUUAAAUAGUGAAAUAGACGGAAAGUGUCUGAAGAUGGAAGGAAAGGUAGCGAUUGUCGGGAUCGGCUGUCGCUACCCCGGUGGCGUCAACACUCCCGGGGACUUCUGGUCCAUGUUGGCGGAGGGAAGGGACUGCACGAUCCCGCCUCCUGACGACAGGUUCGACGCCUCGUUCUUCUGGCAUCCCAACAGAACACCGGGCAAACUGUACAACCGAUGUGGCGGCUACCUACAGUGCAACGUGUUUGAAUUCGACCGACAGUUCUUCAAAAUCCCACCAGAUGAAGCAAACCAUCUAGACCCUCAAAUCCAACUACUUCUGGAAGUGACCUGGGAGGCGUUGGAGAAUGCAGGGAUCCCCCCAAGAUCCAUCCGUGGCUCCAACACCGGCGUUUAUGUAGGUGUCACGUCAAGUGAAUACCUCAUGAUGACCGUUAACCCCUUUUCAAACAUCAGCCAAUACACGAACUCUGGCACAAACUCAUGCAUGGUGGCCAACCGUAUCUCCUACGAGUUUGACCUCCAUGGUCCAAGCUUCUCCGUAGACACCGCCUGCUCCUCAUCAUUAUACUCCAUCCAUCUUGCCACCGAAGCCAUCAGAAAAGGAGAUUGUAGCAUGGCCAUAGCUGGGGGUGUCAACUUGAUGCUGUUACCAGGAACCACGGUGGGGUUCUGUCAAGCAGGGAUGCUGUCACCAGAUGGGAAGUGUAAGAGCUUUGAUGCCUCUGCAGAUGGGUAUUGUCGUAGUGAGGGAGCCGGUGUAGUUGUCCUUAAGCCACUCUCAAGAGCCCUGGCAGAUGGUGACAGGGUCUAUGCCGUCAUCAGAGGAGGCAGCCUCACCAAUGACGGUAGAACACCAGGCAUCGCUAACCCCAGCUAUGACGCUCAACUGGACCUUGUUGAGAAAGCGUGUGCAGCAGCCAAAGUACAUCCUCACAAGAUCCAGUAUGUGGAGGCACAUGGAACUGGCACCAAGGUUGGUGAUAGAACAGAGGCAAAUGCGCUGGGCCAGAUUCUCGGUAGAGGACGAACAAAGGAAGAUCUACCGCUCUACAUUGGCUCAGUGAAGUCCAACUUCGGACACACGGAGGGCGCCGCGGGUGUAGCGGGGAUCAUCAAACUUGCUCUCAUGAUCAACAACGCACAGAUCCCAAGGGUGGUGCACUUUUCAUCACCAAAUCCAGACAUACACUUUGACGUGCUAAACAUCAAGGUUCCCAGUACUUUGCUACCAUGGGAAGGAGGUGAUACAAGGCUUGGAGGCUGCAGCUCAUUCGGCUUUGGUGGAGCUAAUGCUCAUCUCAUCUUGGAGGAAUCCCCAUCUUACAACCUGCACCCAGCCAUAGCUGAUAGUGACAGAGCCAUGCAAAGUCAGCUCGGGGAAGGAAUAGGGCAUGACUCGAAAACCAUCAUGGUGCUGUCUGGGAACACCAAGGCUGCUUUGAAGGAACAAGUCGAACAUUGGAUCUCGUUUAUUACAGACACGAUAGCUUUCAAUGAAGACCGUUUCCAACAGAGCCUGUACACCGCUGCAAACCGCUAUCAGCACCAUGUAGAAAGGCUAGCAGUAGUUGUCAACGGACCAGAGGAUGCCGUUCAAAAGCUCAACCUCUUGAAGAAAGACGAAAAGGUGAAGACAGCUGUGGAUGGAAAAGUCCCCGAUGGAGCUGAGCGCGGCAAGAUGGCAUUCGUCUUCUCAGGCAUGGGAACUCAGUGGUGGGGAAUGGCCAGAACACUUGCUCGGGAGGAUCCAGUAUUCAGGAACGUCAUACAGCGGUUUGAGGAUGUGCUGAGGACACUUGGAGCUGACUGGUCCAUAGUCGACAUGUUGAUGAGGGAGACAGAUCCAGACAAGAUCAACAGAACAGACAUCGCACAGCCCUGCAUUUGCGCUGUGCAGAUCGGUUUGGUUGAGCUGUUGAAACAGUAUGACGUCAUACCCGAUGCCAUCGUCGGUCACAGUGUUGGAGAGGUCGCGGCAGCACACGCUGCUGGUCUAUUGAGUUUCGAAGAUGCCGUGCGAGUGAUCUACCACAGAGGCAAGGAACUCAGCAAGACAAGCGGUCAUGGGAAAAUGCUCGCCGUACUGCACCCAAUUCGGGAGAUAGAAGAGCUCCUGGAAAAAGAUGAAAACAAGAACACCAUCAAUGUAGCUGCAACAAACAGUCCCAACCAGAUCGUACUCUCAGGAGAUGUCAAUGCUGUGGAUGGCUUCCACAACAAGCUGAAGGAUAAUGAUAUCAAAGGUGUCCUCCUUAAAGUGAACAACGCCUUUCACAGCUACCAGCAGGAACAAGUGAUGGAUGACAUCCUCACAAAGUUGAGCAUUCUAUCAGCAUCCAACAGGAAGACAGAAGCACAGAUCCCCAUGAUAUCCACGGUCACAAACAAAUGGCUGUCACCAGAGAUCACUAACACUGCCCACUACUGGUGGACAAAUAUUAGGCAACAAGUCCGCUUCAUGCAGUCAGUACAAGUUCUCCUGCAGGAAGGCUACAACACUUUUGUCGAGAUAGGAGCUCAUCCAGCUUUGGGUCCUGCAUUGAGAGAUAUUUUCAGCACCGUCAACUCCCGGAGCACAAGGCAAAACAUCAUACCCACUCUGCUGCGGCCACGAGAUACAUCCUCUGCAGCUGACGACCUUGAACACGUCCUGAUCGCAACAGGAACCUUACAUGUGAAGGGGUACCCGAUCAACUUCAGCCCGGUCUUUGAGGAAAAGCACCGACGUGUUCACGACGUCCCUGCGUACCCUUGGCAAAGGGUCAUCUGCAAUGCCGGAACAGACGCCAGUUCAUCACGAUACAAGUUUCCUCCAAGAGUACAUCCUUUACUCGGACAAGCACAGGAGACUACCGAAGGGACGAACAGCCAGAAGGCGAAGGUUUGGUGCUCCAAUUUUACAGAGGAAUCUUUGCCUUGGCUAAAACACCACAUCCUAGAUGGAAACGUCGUCGUCCCGGCUGCUGCAUACAUGGAGACGGCACUAGCGGCAGCGUCUGAGAUCUAUGGCGAUCAAAACCCACUCUUGCUGACAAACCUGCAGUUCAAACGUUUCAUGUUUGCUCCAACAUCAGAAGCAGUAAUCAAAUCGACACUUCAACACAGAAGUGCAAGUGAGAAGCACUUUGGCCUGUACAGCAAGGAUGCUUCCGGGUCAUGGAUCCUUCAUGCCACAGCAGAGGUACACAAGGGAGACCUGACACAACCAGUUGGAGGUACCAGUCUACUUACAGAUGUUGCAGAGAGGUGUUCCAAAACCAUUUCAAACGAGGAAAUCUACGAAGCUGCAAAAGAAGCUGGCUUUCAUCUUGGUAGUUCGUUCCACUGCGUUACUUCAUGCACAACAUCUGAGAGCUAUGAAGAAGCCCUGGUCACAGCUGAGGCACCGGAAGAGAUUUCAAGAGAAUUUGAACGGUACAUCUACCAUCCUGCCUUCAUGGAUACAUUUCUGCACACAUUUGCAUGCCUGUCCCUCCUGAAUGACAAGUAUACUGGAAAGACGCCGUCAAAGCGAGUUCCAUUCUCCAUGAAGUCUCUGUGCAUGUUCGACAAAAUGCCCCCAAAGACCUGUCUCCACUUCCGAAUUUCAAAGAAAGGUGAGCGCAGAGUGGUGGACAUCACAGUAACAGAUACCAGCGGCCAAGUCAUUUGCGAAGUUGAAGAGCUCAUGUUUGAAGAUAUUGAAGCAGGUUCAUCCUCGGGAGUCAAGCUUUGGAACCUUCAAUGGGAACCCAUUGUACAGGAAGAAAAUGAAGAUCAGGCGCCAACGUACAAACAUGUACUGAUCCUACAUGAAAAUGAAUCCUUUAGCUCAUCGGUGAGUUCAGCACUACAGGAUAAUCUGGGAUGUGUAGUUGACAUGACAAACCACAAUGUCCUGUCUGAAAACGAAGGUAGUAACGAGGUGCAACAUGACACGGCUCAAGAAUACCAAGAUUUGGAUCACAUCAUUGUUCUGUGCGAUUCAGAAAGACAUGAGCAAAUGGAAGAUUCAGAAAAACAUGCUCUUAAGUCUUUCAAAUGCCUUUCCACGUUUAAGCGCUUUUCACAAGGGGAGCAUCCCCCGGCACUUUGGAUAGUCACACGUGGAUCGUCUUCAGUGCAAAAGCAAGACAUCGUGAGCCCGUCCCUGGCAAGUGCAUCAUCUCUGUGCUUAUCGAUAUCACAAGAAUACCCACAGUUCAAGGUCAAAGCAGUUGACUUAACACCACACCAAAGCUUUACUGAUGCAGCUGUGGAGCUUUUGACCGUCCUGCAGUCAAAUCCGAGAGAAAAUGAAAUCGCAGCUCGAAGUGACAGCUCGUCAGGUCAUCAGCAAGUUCAACUGUACGCUCGGAGACUGAGCACCAUGAAACCUGACCAGAUACUCACAACAUGUUCACCCGAGGAAUCAUGGGUCUUUGACCCCAAGCAAAGACAAAACGGAAAGAAGCUCUGCAAAGCCCAGGCAAGUCUACAUACACCAACACCAGUUGAAGCUACAGUUAAGCUUGAGGCCUUUGUCGUGUCUCCCUUUGCUGACAUGGUGGAGAGGUAUGAUGAUAUGACCAAGGAUACUCACAUCAUUUGUGGGACUGCACAUCACAUACCAAAGGAGAUAGGGGUCAAGGAAGGAUCAAGGGUGAUGGGAGUCAUCAUGGGCUGCAUCACUCCUCAAAUGAAUAUAGAGAUGAGACAACUGGUGCCUGUGCCGAGUGCCCUCUCAUGGAACGAUGCAGUUGCAAGAAUCAGAGAAUUUUUGCCAGCAUUCUCUUUUUUCCAGAAGAUCCAAACAGUGCGUGAAGAAGAUACAGUGGUUGUUUUUCUGCCUGAUGAGGACAGCAAGGAAGCAAUGGCGUAUGGCUCCCUCGCACUACACCAAAAGGCUCGUGUCCAUGUUGUGACAGAUUCAGUCCAAAGUGUAAACAUCGAACAAAAUCUUGGUUGCUCAACAGCAUCAUGCCCAUCUACGUCAGCAGUAUCGAUCACUACGUAUGGCAAGAUGGACGAAGACAUACCAGACAAGCAUGCGAGUGUUGUGUUCUUACCUAAAGGAGGCAGAGCAGGGGAUGUCCUGCUACAAGCUGCAAGGAAGCUGCGAGACUAUGGAACUUUAGUCAAUUUGGGCAGUUCGACAAUUAUCAUGGACCAACUACCAAAGAACAUCAAAUACAUCUCUGUGGAUCCUUUCAGUAGUUGCGCAGCAGGGGAGUCAUCACGUCUUGCCAUUGCAAACGAUAUUCAACACCUUCUCUCAGAAUUUGAUCAGUCCCACGGCACACUAUCCUCACUCACACCAUCCACACAAACCACCAUGGAACUCUCCGUUCUGUCCCGUGCCUUGCACCAACAACAGAAAGGAUUGAAGAUACCCGAUAUCGUGACCGUCGAUGAUAGUGAAGUACAGCUGGGUCUAGACAUCAAGCAAAGCCAGUUUAAAGCUACCAACAAAGCCACAUAUGUUGUCACGGGAGGACUGAAAGGGUUUGGUCUUGCCCUUCUGGAAUGGCUGGCUAAGAGUGGAGCGAGUCAUCUUGUUGUGCUUGCGAGAAGUGAACCGAAUGAAGAAGCCAAACUGAAGAUGGAAGAAUUAUCUACAAAUUCUGUCGAUGUAAAGGUGGUGAAAACGGAUGUUACCAACAAAAAAGCUGUGGAGAAUGCACUGAUUUUGGUGCGUGACACAAUGCCAGCUAUAGAGGGGAUCUUUCACUGUGCAGCGGUUUAUGCAGACAAACUGAUUGAUCAGACAACACAAGAUGACUGGGAAAGGGUCAUGCUUCCAAAGGCAGUUGGUGCUGUGAUCUUGCAUGAUGUAACAAAGACGCUAGGCAUCGAGCUAAAGCACUUUGUUCUCAUCUCCUCAGUUGUUGCUCUGUUUGGCAACACAGGACAGGUCGGCUACUGUGCAGCCAACAGCACUCUGAUAGCACUGGGGCAAGCGAGACGGCAAGAGGGUCUGCCUGCAACAGUCGCCAGUUUUGGAGUCAUCAACACCGUUGGGUUUGCUGAGAGAUCCGGUCUUGUCAAGAUGUGGGAGAAGAUGGGUGUGCAAAGCAUUUCACCACAUGGUGCACUGGAAAUCCUUGGGUGCAUGAUGGAGAAUGAGUAUCCUCAUUUUGGUAUCACUGCAAACUUCGAUAUUCGAAAAUAUUGCAGCACCCACAAGUCAAUGGUACUACAACACCUACAGGCCCCUGACACCAGCUUUUCUCGAUUCACCUCAUUGGUGCCCAGUGACGUGCUCAGUGGAUCAGUAUCCCUUUCUGACAAAGUUCUUGCGUCCACAAGGGAAAACGGCCUAAGCAUCAUACAGGGAGAGCUGAUUGCUUACAUAUGCCAACAACUUGGCAUUGAAGACCCGACAGAAAUCACCGACGAAACAAGUCCAGUAUCCCUUGGGCUGGACUCUCUCUUGUCCGUGGAUAUGAGCAACGAAAUAGCGGACAAAUUUGAGGUGACAGUUACAUCCGUGGAACUCCUGAGUGACAAAAUGACCGUCAAGAUGCUCAGUGAAUCAAUCUUUGAAAAGAUGAUCAACCUAGCUGGUAACGAGGGAACAGCAACUGGUCCAGAAGUACCUGCUGAAGAUAGCUCAUGGCUUCAUUUCUUUGGUAAACUCCAAGACCCAACUCUCACUCUGGUCUGCUUUCCUGCAAAUGGUGGGGGUCCUUCCCUCUUCUACCAGUGGGGAGACCAUUUUGCAAAACACAACAUCGAGGUUGUAGCCGCCACUCUGCCGGGCUGGGAAAGCAGAGAAAGGGAAUCUCCUAUCAGCAGUCUACAGCAAAUUGUUGGGGUACUCGGGGCUCAAAUCAUGGAGACCAUGAUGGAUGGCAAUAUGGUGGCAUUCUAUGGUCACAGUAUGGGUGCACUCAUAGCAUUUGAAGUUGCCCAUUUGCUCCACGUGAAAGGCAGUGUAUGCCCUUCUCAUCUAUUCGUUGGAGGAUGGUAUGCUCCAUCUCUACCAUAUCCACAUCCACAGGAACUGAGGGUAUCACCCUUGUUGUUUGAUCCUUCAACUGGAACACAGCAGAUCAUGGAAGAGGCUAAAACCUUCUCCUUCCUCCCGGAAGCUGUCAUUAACAACCCCACUCGCCUGCGACGUCUGUUACCGUGUAUCCAGGCUGGUAUAGCAAUGUGCAAGUCUUACAUUUGCAAGCAUGAUGAACCACUCCCAUGCAAUGUUGUUGCGUUUGGUGGCCUGGAUGAUCCAUUUAUCUCCCCUGAUCUUCUUGACAAAUGGGAGCUUGUUGCCUCCAACGAAUCAGCCUCAACCCAAGCUUUCAGGAAGUGCAUUGUGCCGGGCGGACAUUUCUUCAUCUCGACGUCAAGACAAGAUGUCCUGAAUAGAAUGACGAGUGUCUUACAAGAAGACGGUGUAAUCGUUCAACCACCGAGCAAGAGCGAUCCACCAAAAGAAGUCGACAUUCAAACGAGCCCAACCUCCACUAUGGUUUCCACCGCUCUAAGCCCUGUCAAGUCUACACCAAUCAUCCACAAGGCAGCUGCGUAUCUUCAGUACCAGAUAAGACAUCCCACAGUUUACACUAAGAAUUUGUACAUCAUGUUCCGUACCCAAAAUAUCCCCGUUGAUAUCGACAGCUGGCGAUUUGUCUUUCUGCAACUGAUGGACCGUCAUGAAACACUGCGGUCAACCUAUCACGUGUCAAGUGACGUUCAGCAACCAAGUGGGACCGAGGCAAGGUACUAUCACGAAAUUGAAGGUGCCACAGACAUCGAAGUAUUGACGGGAUAUCAGCAGAAUGAGGCUGAAGAAGAAGUGUACAAGAGAACCAAGGUACCCUUCCAACUUGACAGGGAGUACCCAGCAAGGUGCAUUGUUGCCCCCACUGGAAAUCGGAGUGCUGUGAUCGGACUUGUCUUGCAUCACAUUUCAACAGACACAACCAGCCUCAAUAUACUAUUCAAGGAAUUCGGGGAAAUUAUGCGGGCACACUUUAAGAGGAAAACCCUCCAGCAGCCGAUGGCAACACUGACGUAUUGUGAUUUCAUACACUACUACUAUAACUACCUUCGACAGAACCAGCAGAAGCUACAAGACUUCUGGCGGGCAGCCCUGCCUACAGCUGUUCCAUCCAUUAACCUUCCAUUUGCCAAGCCGAGACCGCCAGUCUUCCGCCCAGAAGGCGGCUCACUCGAGGUUAAUCUGCCCAAGGAGCUGGUCCACAGCCUUGUGGAAUACGCAAAGACCAUUCGCACCACUGUGUACAGCAUUAUGGCUACUACAUACCAGCUUCUGCUGCACAUCUACACUAAACACGACGACAUUGUGAUUGCAUGUCCAUUCGACAUGCGGAUGUUGGCUCCACAAUUCUCCAACGUCCAUGGCCUCUUCCAGCAUUCACUGCCAUUCAGUGCCUCCUUCAAGGACAAGGAACAAUCCUACCAACAAACUGUUCUACAGUCUUCCCGCAAGCUUCAAGAAUGCAAGAAACACGGCAUGUAUCCGAUAGACGAGAUCAUGAAAUUGGUGUCAUAUGAAAAACACCCAACGAUGGAUCCCAUCAUGCAGCAUAUCGUUGUUCAGAAUGACCAAACUGGUCUGAACAAAAUGUUCAAUGGCUCCGCUGGCAAGAGGAUAACCUUACUGAAGAGUGGUUACCAUGACUACGCCAAUGACUUUGUCCUCCACUUGUUCCAAGACACCAACUCAAAAUCUGUCAGCUGUAGCAUCCGAUAUGCAAAGGCCCUGUUCGAUGAAGAGGUUGCACAGUGCAUUGUGGACGACUACGUCACAUUGCUUUCCACGUGCCUUAAGAAUCCAGACUUGAGUCUUUCGAAAAUCCACAAUGCCGUGGAAAUGACAGCCUUAAACUGCAAGCCUGAGACAGUGCCUUACAAGAGCAGUGAACUGCUCGUGAAUGGACGACCUAUGGCAGAGGAAACUAUCCACGGACAUUUCCACGUCCAAGCAACAAGGACACCCGCAGCUCACGCGGUCUCCUUCAAAGGAGCCCAGGUCUCAUAUCGGACCCUCGACGAGCAGUCUGAUCAUCUGGCAUCCGUCCUGACUGACAUGAAGUCAUCCAAAAACAGCAAAGAUGACGUGGUAGCCGUGUACAUGGCAGAAAACCGGUACGUGGCACAAGUACUCCUUGGAACGUGGAAAGCUGGUCUAGCCGUGUGCCCCUUGCCUUUGAAUUCAACAGAAGACAUCAUUUCUGGAUUAACCACAAAAUGCCAUAUCGUGGCUAUCGUCACAGAUCAGAUAACCGCUACCACAAAUCUGUUUCCUUCACAGAUGCAUAAGCGCAUAGUCAACAUUGACAAGGUCUGGGAGGAAACAAGGAACAGCCAUUCAGCCACACCUUGUCCAUUCCAAGUUUCCAAGUAUGCCUUUGUGAUGACUACUGGUAGAACACAUGAAAGGCUGGUCAGGGGCACACAUGCAGGGUUGUUAAACCGACUCAAGUCAACAUGGCAACACUUUCCACACCAGACCAAUGACAUUUGCUGUCUCAAGUCUCCUCUUACCGGCCGUGUAGAUGCUAUGCUGGAGCUCUUUGGCCCUCUCUUACAAGGCGUACCAGUGGUUAUCAUCCCCAUGGCUCUUCUCUUCCAUCCUGCCCAACUGCUGAAGUGUAUCUCUGACCACAAGAUAACGAGGCUGUCUGGUGUACAUCAGAGAUUCUGGAACGCUCUACUCCAGGAGCUAGUCAGCACGCCAACAAGGAAGGAAUGGAAUCGACUGCCUCUCAGGUACAUAUUCACCGAUGCACGCAGUACCAAAUCAGGCACAUUGAGUGAGUUGUCACGGGCAUUCCCACAUGCAACUAUCGUCAGCACGUACAGCACAUUAGAGGUGUACUCUGGCGGGCUGACGUCCAAGGGAUCCGAGCCAACCCCCAUCGGUGACGACACAGUAACAAUGAGACCAAUGGACAGUACCAAGGUCAUUGUACUAGGCCGCAGUGGAAGCGGACAAGGAACGCUCUGCAUUUCUGUCCCUGAACUGUCAGACAAUGUGAAGGAAUUCACAGGACAGACCAUCCUUAAAGAUGGCAUCCCCUACUACAUAACUGAAAGACAGGUGUCUUUGACACCUUCUGGCAUGGUUCGACUGUCGGCAGAAUGUGAAAAUGGUGAUAGCAAGGAGGGCUCAUCAACAUCAAGUAGCCUUGAAUUCCCACAACAACUGAUCAAUGGAUUCUGUGACAAAGACUCCAAUCCAGAUGGGCCUUAUACGCUGGACUACGAACUACUGCAGAUGCUCCAGAAAGGCACUAUGGUGAAGAAGAUGACGUCUACAGGAUGGACCCACAAGAAGAGGCUCCAGCUGGUGGUGGGGAAUGAGUCGGCUGCGAACCUUCUGUGGGGCUCCAACAGCAAAACCAGACAGAUUCCAGUUUCAAGCAUCUCCAGUAUCCAGCUGUCCACAGUUGAAGGAAAGCCCAGCCUCCGCUUGGUGACUGAGGAGCGAGACUUCACCUUUAUCUUCAGCUCCAAUAAGGACAUGGAGAGCUGGAGACACGCCCUAUGGACCCUGGUCUCCACAGCUGCAGGGGGAGACUCAGAGGGCGAAGACACAUACCUGUAAGGUACUACUAGUCUGGUUGACGCAUUAGGCAAAGACAAGGUUUUGGUGACCUUCAGUUUAAUACCCAAUUAAUGUUUUAAAAGUAUAUAUAUAUAUCUAUACUAUAUGCAUAUACAUUACAACAUUAUGGUAUCAAUCUUUGUACUAAUCUGAUCCAAUAUCUAUAAUUUUGAUUUGACAGUAGGUGUUUGUCAAUGAAAAUUAAUUUCAGCAAAGAGUGAAAUUAUACCUUUAAUCUCGGCAUUGGUGAUAAAGCAUUGGUGUCAGAAGGGCCUAUCUUGCAGAAGGUCAAGAAGAUUGUAUUGCACCAAUUUUUAAUUUUCCUUUAACACCAAAUGUUGUCCAACAACGUGAAAGAUGUAAAGAUUUUUUAUCAGCAACGUAUGAAUAUGAUAACAAUAUAUGUAUAACGUCAUCGUAUAUUAUCUACAAUAACAUAUGUAUUGAUUUUUCUGCAUUUGUGUAUUUUACUUAGGCAUAAAUAGCAAUAGUGACCAUAAUCAUUGUCAAUAACAGCGUGUUAUCACAUAAAAAGAAAUAUAUUUGAAACUACAGUAGAAAUUCUUAUCUAGUUUUGUCACUCAUGUGUACGUGGGCUCAUGGCAUAUACCACGAUACAUAUAAUUUCAUAUACCUACAUUUGAAACAAAGGGAUUUCUAUCUUUCAAUAAUCCUCCGAUGAUGUAUGAUUGUACUGAGUUAAGUAAUGUGACUUCUAUUUGGACUGUUUGAGUACUAUUUCAGAAUGUCGUAUGCGCGCGUCGACAUAUUUGCAACGUCUCUUUGGCGUGAUUGUAUUAUCAUGAUACUUGAAUCAUAGUGUGAUGUGUUUUUGAACGUAGUGUAUGUACUAUUAAUCUACAUACGGAUUUACAAUUAUAUCAUACAAAUGAGAUUUGUGGGUGAAUGUUAGACAUAAUCAUCAGUAGAAAAUGAUCGUUACCGAUAACCAAUAUGUGAUGACUUGAAGAGACAAUAGAAUUAUAUAUCGGAAUGUGCAAGCUGUCUGUCCCUUUUUGUUAAUGGUGCCAAUCUAGAGUAAAGUUGUAGCUGUAUUAUCCUAUGAUUAGUUGCCCGUGAAUCCAAAAGGCUGAGUUUAGUGAUAUUUGGUCUUUACCAGAGACACAGCUCUUAGAAAACACUUUGGGACGAAGUAAAUCCGUUUCCCGUUAUUUUACAAGUAGCUGGGAAAUGUUUCAGAGACGUGUAACGUAAAGGGGUCGUUUUUCUCACGCACUGGUGCUCAAAUUAAAAAAGCACGUUACUCGAUUUGAAAUUCAUUGGGCAUUGAUAGAGGGCCAUUUCCCAAAACGGACAAGCGGUCAACAUAGAAAGUGGACAGAGUAGAAAGCCCGACAAAAGGACUAAAAAGACUUGAAAAAAAUCCACAUCGGAUUGGUACAAAGGAAACCUGAACGAUCAUAAA